UCCUGCUUAACAUGGCCACGCUGCGCAGGCUGCAAGAAGCACCUCGACACUUACUGGUCUGUGAAAAAUCCAACUUCGGCCACGAUAAGUCUCGCCAUAAGCAUCUCGUGGAGACGCACUAUCAUAAUUACAGGGUUUCAUUUCUUAUUCCUGAAUGUGGGCUGCUAUCCAAAGAGCUAAAAGGCCUGGUCAUGGACAUUGGACCCUAUUACUCUGUGAAGAACUUACCUCUUCAUGAACUAAUUACACACGAAUUCAUCAACACCUUUGUAAAGAAAGGUUCAUUCUCUGCAUUAACAUACCAUACAAGUAUCGAUGAGGAUAAUACUGUUGCUCUCCUACCAAAUGGGAAAUUAAUUUUAUCACUGGAUAAAGAUACUUAUGAAGAAACUGGACUUCAAGGUCAUCCAUCUCGGUAUUCUGGCAGAAAAAGUAUGAAGUUUGUCAUUUCCAUUGACCUAAUGGAUUUAUCCCUUAACCUGGAUUCUAAGAAGUAUAGAAGAGUAUUUUGGUCCUUCAAAGAAAAGAAGCCUUUGCAGUUUGAUUUUCUUUUGGCUUGGCAUCAUACAGGUACAGAAGAAUCAACAAUGAUGUCAUACUUUUCCAAAUACCAAAUUCAGGAGCAUCAGCCCAAAGUGGCAUUGAGCACAGUAAGGGAGCUGCAGUGUCCAGUGCUUCGGAGCAGCAGGCUUGCAGGAGAGCCGGAGGAGGCCUGCAGUGCCCUGGAGUUCUUUGACUGGCUUGGUGCUGUCUUCUGCAGUGCGGACCUAAAUAACGAGCCUUAUGAUUUCGUAUCAACCUACUGCUGUCCCCAGCCAAGCACUGUGAUAGCCCAAGCUUUUCUGUGCACAAUCACAGGUUUCAUAUUGCCAGAGAAGAUACAUGUCCUUCUGGAACAGCUGUGUCACUACUUUGAUGAACCAAAGUUGGCUCCAUGGGUCACCUUGACAGUUCAAGGCUUUGCAGACAGCCCUGUUGCAUGGAGAGAGAAGGAACAUGGCUUCCAUAAAGGAGGCGAGCACUUGUACAAUUUUGUGGUUUUCAAUAAUCAGGACUAUUGGCUUCAGAUGGCUGUUGGGGCAAAUGAUGACUGCCCACCAUAAAAAAUGCAGAGUUUA
This is a messenger RNA of Mus pahari (shrew mouse), 1118 nucleotides long. RefSeq names its product ribonuclease P/MRP subunit p40 (gene Rpp40). NCBI's taxonomy places the organism in Eukaryota, Metazoa, Chordata, Mammalia, Rodentia, Muridae. The transcript is spliced from 8 exons. Gene Ontology annotation, biological process: tRNA 3'-end processing; tRNA 5'-leader removal; endonucleolytic cleavage in ITS1 to separate SSU-rRNA from 5.8S rRNA and LSU-rRNA from tricistronic rRNA transcript (SSU-rRNA, 5.8S rRNA, LSU-rRNA). Gene Ontology annotation, molecular function: ribonuclease P activity; ribonuclease MRP activity. The record is from RefSeq and is a predicted model, not a curated record. The coding region runs from base 12 to 1103 and encodes 363 amino acids. Gene Ontology annotation, cellular component: multimeric ribonuclease P complex; ribonuclease MRP complex.